Messenger RNA from Sorghum bicolor (sorghum), 1156 nucleotides. RefSeq lists its product as uncharacterized. Bases 458 to 841 code for a protein of 127 amino acids. The record is from RefSeq and is a predicted model, not a curated record. Lineage: Eukaryota; Viridiplantae; Streptophyta; Magnoliopsida; Poales; Poaceae. The transcript has a single exon.
GCGAGGCGACGGACGGACGGGGGCUCACCACCGGGCCGGCUCCACUCAUUGCGCCUUUGUCCGCCGCCCACGUCAAAUCGAGUCGCCCUUCCUCCUCCUCUUCUUCUCGUCGUCGCCUUCCUCCUCCCCGUUGCGCUGCUCCCGUCGCAUCAUUGCCGAUUAUUACAGCGCCACCACCACACGCCAUUCUUCUUCGGACACGGACACGGACACGGCGCGCCCACUCCAUUCCUGCAUGCCUUGCCCCCCUCCACUCUCUCUCUCUCUGUCUCUCCGGCUCUCCCUCGCAGCCCUCUCUGCCUGCCUACUGCCGUUAUCUAUCUCCUCGCCCGCCCGUGUCAGCGCAGCGCACCGCGCGUCGUGUCAGCUGUCUGUCACCGGCCGCGGCCGUGUCUGUCGUCCACGCUCUUGCCAGGCCGGGCUGGCGGCCGGUGGCUGACCAGGCGAGCGAAUAGAUAUGAGCGCCGCCAGGUGCCUCAAGCUCGCGCUGCUCCUGUCGCUCAUCCCGCUGGCGCUCAGGGCGACGUCGCUCCUCCUCAGCGGCCACGCCGUGCCGGCAACAGCGGCAUCGUCUCGCCACUCCUGGACCGCGCGGCGGCACUGGCGGAGCAGCAGAGCCACCGCCACCGUCGUCUCGGCCGUGCCACCGGCGCGCGACCGGGGCCGGCCGUAUCGCCGCCACGCGACGCACCGGCGGCGGACCGGGUCCGCCGCCUCCUCCGACGGCGGCACGAGGCGGCUCCGGCAGGCCGCCGCCGCCGCCGGUGGCCGCGACAGCUGGUUCGAGGACGACAAGAGGCUGGCGCCCACGGGGUCCAACCCGCUCCACAACCUGCGAUGACGGCGGGCGGGCGGACGGACGGCCGCCGCCGGCGCCCGCGCUGGUGGCUGCCUGGCUGCUGCCGUCGCUUCGUUCUCGGCUCGUGAUCGAAUCUUUUCAGGUCGGCACGCAAAAAUGGCGACGACAAUUUGCUCCCGGUAAAUCUCGGUCCGUGAUUUCUUGAUACCAUCAUCAGCUACCGUGGUGGUACACGUACGUACGUGCUACAUACAGCGCUUGCUUGCUUCGAGUUUGUCAAUGUACAUACGAUUUGAAUACUUGAAUUGAAUUGGUGUGACUGCGAAGAAAUACGAGUUUUUGUCAAUGCAUGUUUGC